GCUUAUAUGAUCAGGAGCAAGGAUGACAACCCUCUCAAGAAAGACCUUUUCAUAUGUGAGACCUGCAUGUCGACGACUUACGCAUCUGAACACUGCGAGCCCAUUCCGAAGCUGAAGAGUAUUGACGAGUGCCUGAAUAUGGGUGAGUGUUACUGAGGAGAGCUGGAAGUUCAGGGUUUGUCCUCCGCCAGUGUAUUUUGGACUAUUUUAGCCCUAUUUAGCUGCUUGUUGGUUAGUGGUUCAUUUUGAUAUUUCUUUGCAAAAACGUUUCACGAUUAGUACAAAAUGAUUAGUGAACAGUUUUUUAAUGUUGAUUUAGCUGGAUUUAAUACUAUGUUUAUCGUAAAAUUGAAUUUAGUUCGAUAGAUUGUAGUUUAUAAGAUUAAGUAUUUGUUGAGAGUGGCUUGUAAAAGCAUAGGGUAUCCUCAUGUCUUCACUGAGGUCAGUACAUCAACAUUACUUAUGGCAGAUCAUCUUUAAAAAUUCUAUCAAAAAGAUGCGAUGUUCUAAUAAUAUCAGUUGAUCACAUUUCAAUUCUUUAGUAAUAUUUAAUAUUGAUGAAAUCGAAAGGUUCAAAGACCAACAAAACCUUGAUGAAGCCUGGGAUGGUUUCCUCCCAGACCUAGAAACGUUCAAAGACGUCUACAUUGACCUCAAAAAAAAGUAUAAAAAGGCUGAAGAAGAAAAACAGUGGUGGACUUUUGUGUAUCUUCUAUCAGAUGCUAGAGCUUUGCUCAACCUCAUCUUUGACUCUGAGUUGAUGAAGCAUUACAACAGACACCUUCACUCCAGAUCUUAUCAAGAAUCUAAAAGAGGAAUCAUUCAGACAGAAGGAGUUGAUCAGUCUUUUAUGAGGAACAAGCUCUCUAAACUUGAGGAGGAUUUAACAAAUAAGCUGAUCACUCCUCUGAAAGAAAAACUGAGAAGAACUACUGAGGAAAACGAUCACAAGGAUCGCCAAAUAGAAGUCAUGAAAGAAGAACAGAAGAGACUGGAACAAAUUGAGCAGACCUUACAAGAGAAAGAUAACGAAAGUCAGGAAACAAUCCAGGAACUCAACGAAACAAUCGAGUUCAAAAGCCAAGAAGAAGCUAAAAGAACCGCCCAAAUCGAUGAACUCCAACACCAAAUCACCUCCUUAGAAUCCACUCUUGAAGGAUCCAAACACACUCUUGACCACUCACAACUCAAAGCCAUCCACAACUCAAUCACCAACUCCACCACCACCUUCGACUCCUCUUCCAGUCUCAAAUUCGACCUCGAUGAAGCCUCCUCCCAAACCCUGUUGGAAGCCUUACAGCUAAACACUCUUCCUCCUCUCAAUAAGCUCUCCUUCAAAUACACAAGAGGAUACUACAGGCCUGAGCCGAUCUCCAAAUUUCUGCUGAAUGCAGUUCCUCAAGGCCAUAAUUCUCUGAGAAAGUUUGUGUUCGAUGCACACAAUAGUCCCUUUGUGAGCGUGAGAAGGUACCUUCGUGCUUUCGAGAGGGUCUUUAGCCACGUCUCCAACUUAGCAAAACUGAUCUGAUGUAAGAUGACCAAAGCGGAAUUUGAACGCCUAGUCGUGGCUGCUAAACACUGCAAAAAAAUAAAGUUUGAGUAUUGUGCGAUAGAGACAGAUGGAGAAGUGGACUUUGGAGACCACCUUGAUGACUCCAGUUUUGAGGAAAUUGAUUUUAUAGGAACUGGAGAGAGUGAAUGUAGUGACUGGGAGAGCAAUGACUUUGUGAGGUUUGAGAACAUUAUCAAAGGUUUUGCUAAAACAAAGCCCAGAGAUAUCACAAUGACUUUAGAAAACUGCAAUAUAACCGAAGACAAAGCUCAAUCAAUCCUUGACAAAUACGGCCUUACCAAGAUCACCCUUCAAAUAUCCGGAAUGUUUAAGAGUAGAGAUUUAUGUAUGCAUUAUUAUAAUAGCCUGAGUUAAGUUCAAC
This is a messenger RNA of Moneuplotes crassus, 1934 nucleotides long. The record is from the annotation of a GenBank genome assembly. Lineage: Eukaryota; Ciliophora; Spirotrichea; Euplotida; Euplotidae.